This is a messenger RNA of Cuscuta epithymum, 1131 nucleotides long. Lineage: Eukaryota; Viridiplantae; Streptophyta; Magnoliopsida; Solanales; Convolvulaceae. The record is from the annotation of a GenBank genome assembly.
AGUGUUUGAUCCAGUCCAAUUAGAAAAUCACGUGCCAAGAUCUGGAAUAACCUAAGCCCAUUUCCUCCAUCUCUCUGAUCUCAUCUCUCAGCCAGACGGUCGUACGCUACAUUGCUCUCUCCAUUUCCAUCUCCUUAGACCGGACGUAUUCUACACCACGCGGUUUGUCUAAUACCCUGAGAUGCCGCCACGACAGAAGCACACUAGAGGUGGAGGUGCCGGCUCUAGCCGAGGCAACACUGGCUGGUACCAACCGAGGUUCCCGCAACUGCGGGACGAGCUGAAGUAUACGGAGCUGCUGCAGAAGGACAUGGGCACAUUUUACUUUCCGGAUGAGGACUCACUCACGGCAGCUAGAGUGAGAGAUGAGGUGAUGUACCUCCUGAGACGGGGGUGGUGGAGGCACAUGUUUUUUGGGAUCCGUGACUUGACCUAUAGAGAGAUUACCUGUGAGGUGCUGGCGACGUUCAAAAUGCCGAAGACCAUACCUAUUGAUGACAACACUCGGCCUGUCAUCAGAUUCAGAGCUUUUGAGGAGGACCAUGGCUGGUAUGCUGUAUAACUUGGGCUUCACGGGGAUCGAGGACAACGGCCAGCACGAGGUCGUCUUGACAGACUUUCCACCAGGCGUCGACCGCCAGGCAUUUUGGGAGUCGAUCACGAGAGAUGGCGGGACAUACAGGCCGAAGAUGUCCCCUAGCACCCUACUUUACCCCCGCCAGUACCGCAUUAUUCACGCCCUUCUGUCUUCCACCAUCACCGGCAAGGCCGAGGUUGCCGGUAAGGUCACGCAGACUGACCUCUUCUGCUUGUAUUGUAUGAUCCACAACCGCAGGCCCCACAUGGGCUAUCUCCUCGCCAAGCUACUUCACCGCCAGGCCACGAACCAUAUCAAGGCCAUCUUUGCUGGCCCAUUCAUUACGAGGAUGUUGACGAGGAUGGGGUUCGGGGACCGAUUUCUGAGGAUGGAGGAGAGCUCCAGUUUUGUUGCUUUGACCCGGCUCCCCGAGGUCAACACUGGCGUGGCGAGGAGGAGGACGCAGCCGACAGCAGCAGCAGCAGGAGGAGGAGGCCAGCGAGCUGAGGAUGAUGAUGAUGAUGAUGUGGAUAUGGAGGCGGCUGCUCACGAGA